AUGGCGGGCGCGCUGGGCGGGAUGUUCGCCAACCAGCCGCCGGGACCCCCGCCGCCCGGACCUCCCGGCGGGGUCGGGCCGGCCGGCCUCAUCCCGCCUCCGACGGGGCCCCGCAAUCCCAACAACACGCUGGUGGACGAGCUGGAAGCGUCUUUCGAGGCCUGCUUCGCCUCGCUGGUCAGCCAGGACUACGUGAAUGGCACCGACCAGGAGGAGAUCCGCACCGGUGUGGAUCAGUGCAUCCAGAAAUUUCUGGAUGUUGCAAGGCAAACGGAAUGCUUUUUUCUACAAAAAAGACUGCAGCUGUCUGUCCAGAAACCAGAACAAGUAAUUAAAGAGGAUGUUUCAGAGUUAAGAAAUGAAUUACAAAGAAAAGAAGCAUUAAUUCAGAAGCAUUUGAGUAAACUGCGGCACUGGCAACAAGUCUUGGAAGAUAUCAGCGUACAGCACAAAAAACCUGCAGAAAUGCCCCAAGGUCCCUUAGCAUACCUGGAACAGGCAUCUGCUAACAUUCCUGCUCCAAUGAAGCAAACAUGAAAACCUGAUAGUCUUUUUACUUCAUCUGUUUUUUGUAUAAUGUAAUUUGUACUACAAAUAUAAACAGAUAAGAUAGAAUUAAGUUAAAUAAAUACUCUUUUUUUGGAGAAAAAAAA
Centrocercus urophasianus (Greater sage-grouse) is the source of this 653-nucleotide messenger RNA. RefSeq names its product mediator complex subunit 28 (gene MED28). Lineage: Eukaryota; Metazoa; Chordata; Aves; Galliformes; Phasianidae. The coding region runs from base 1 to 537 and encodes 178 amino acids. Gene Ontology annotation, cellular component: mediator complex. The record is from RefSeq and is a predicted model, not a curated record. The transcript has 4 exons.